ACACGACAUCGAAGCAGUAAACUUGUUUAUCCGAAACGAAGGACCGAUGGGUAGAAACGUGACCUCGUGCCAUAGCUUGCUCGUCCGACGCAGAGCCGAAUUUUGAUUCCUGCAGGGACAGGCAGACGCAGACGCGGAUUGCUCUGCGAUGGCUCUCGAAGGGGCCCUGCUCGGGGCCGCGAGAGCUGAAUGCAAGAAUUUUGGGUGCAGUGCACAGGGACUGUCUCGAAUUUGCUCGCAGUCUAGUGCAGUAUCGCUCAAUCUCAGAUUUCGGUGCUUAGAGAAGCUUGGCGGAGGCUUUUGGACGAAGAGUAGGCUUAGAAAUUCGAGGAAUUGCGGUCGACUGUCGUGUAAAGAUAAGUCUUUGGGUUCUGCGAGACUUUGGGCAUUUCGAGCUAGGGCGUUGGGCGGACGCUCUUCCGAGGAGCCGGAUGAGAGUCAAAAUGCGCAAGAGGGUGGGAACGAAGCUGUGAAUGGUGCGGACAUUGGGGGAGGAAAGACGGAGGGAGGGAAGUGGAAGGAGAUUACAUCGUCCGUUGCACAGUUCAGUCGUGAUUUUUGGACCGAGUUGAAGAAUUUUCAAGCGGAAUUAGUUAGUGGUAAAGUAGAAUGGAAUGGGCAAAAGGCAGCCGCCGCGCUCAUUUAUGCCCUUAUUGUGGGAGCAUUUUUGAGAGGAGCAUACAUGGCCGUGUACUCACGAACACUGGGCAAGCAGAAAAUGCUGAAUCUGACAGACAAAUAUCUGGAGAGUAUAAUUCCGGAGCCAACUCCACGGAAUAUCCGCAGGAUGAAAAAGGGAAUUUGGAGAACAGAGAAGCCAGAAGGCUACAGAGUGAGGAAGUAUAAGCUUGGACCAGAUGGAGAAUAUACACAUGAUUUUGACUACCCAGGAGAGAACCCUGAAGAAUCUGAGGACGAAGGGGAUCUUGACAACAGUUUUGAAAAUCUGAUCGAUAGCUCGCUUGAACUCUCUUCAGAAGAGAAAGAAAACUUGAAGAGAGAUAUUGCUGAUGCGAAGAGAGACAAAAGGGUCAAGAAGAUAGUUGACGGGGACGCUGUAGUAACUCGGGCAGAGGUAGACUUUUUGGACUUAGUGGAUGAUCUUGCGAACAGCCCAGAAGAGGCGGAUAGGAUGCGGGCGGAAGUUAUCGCCGCAAGACAAGCUAAACAAGCGUCUGAGAAGAUCGAAAUGUCAAGUGUUAAAAGUGAAGGAGAAACUGCUAUUCAGGGAGACGAAGUUAACGAGGAUGUUCCCAAGACGUCUUGGAAGGAACGACUUGUUGAAUGGGAUCGAAUCCUUGAAAACGCCAGUAUGAAGGAAACUUUGGACAUUUUUACCAGCAAGUAUGCAAUCGAUCUAAGCUGGCCCGAGCUUGAAGCGAGUAUUGAGAGGUCCCUCGCGGAAGACAAGAACGUGGAAGGGUCUAAAAGAGCUUUCUGGGUUGCAAGGACUUGGUGGAAGUACAGGCCGAAGCUCCCUUACACGUACUUUAUGGCCAAAGUGGAAAAUUUUGAGGUGGAGUCAGCAGUUUAUACCGAGGACAUGAAGAAGCUGUACAUCACAAUGAAGGACGGGUUUCCUUCAGAGUUUGUGGUUGAUAUUCCUGUUGAUCCUUACUUGUACGAAGUGCUAAAAAAGUGUGGUGUGGAAACUGACGUCCUUCAUAAGAGCAAUCUUUCAUACUAUGGUCGUGUUUUGCUGUCCUUGGCGCCAAGCAUAAUAAUCAUUUUGUACAUUCGAGCUUUCCAAUAUCGAGCUCGCGAGAAAGCGAGUGAAAAGAUCUAUGAUCUUUUGAAAAUGAAUCGAGAUCACCUAAUUCUACCGGAGGAUGCAGCAGACAAAGCCAAGUCACAGUACAAGGACGUUAUUGUUGGAGGAGAUAUCUGGCAAGUUAUUGACGAGAUAAUGAUUUACAUGCGUAAUCCAUUGAAGUACUUUGAUAAGCGGGUCAAGCUUCCGAGGGGAAUAUUGAUAAGUGGACCUCCCGGAACUGGCAAAACUCUUCUUGCCCGGGCAAUUGCCAGGGAAAGUGGGCUACCUUUUGUGUUCGCUUCUGGUGCAGAGUUUGUCGAGUCAAGCACGGGCAACGGUUCGGAUAAGAUUUUUGAUAUUUUCUUCACAGCAAGAGCAAAUGCACCAGCUUUCAUCUUUAUAGAUGAGAUUGAUGCCCUGGCUGGGAAGAACGUGAAUGAUGACGCGGAGCGCCGUGCUACGUUCGAGCAGCUUCUAGCAGAGCUGGAUGGCGAACCCGAGGAUACUGAUGUGGAUCGGUAUUCGCUUCGCCAAGCAGUUAUAUUGAUAUGUGCAACAAAUCGGCCAGACGAGUUAGAUGAGCAGUUUAUGCGGCCAGGGCGAAUCGACCGUGAAAUUCACAUUGGUCUUCCUGGAGAAGAGGAACGUAUUGCCAUUUUUGGUGUUCACAGUCAAGGCAAGCGUUUAGCGGAAGACGUUGACUUUCCCAAGCUUGUCUUUCGAACUAUCGGCUAUUCAGGCGCGGAUAUCAGGAAUCUGAUCAACGAAGCAGGAAUCAUGGCAGUCAGGAAAGGUCACGAACAAAUCUGUCAGCAAGAUUUGAUCGACGUGCUCGAUAAACAGCUUUUUGAAGGCAUGGGUGUUGUCCUUAUGGACGAUGAGCAAAAGCGAGUUGAGGAGAAGAUACCGAUGGAUAGCAAGAAAUUACUGGCCGUUCAUGAAGCGGGCCAUGUUCUUUUGGCGCACCUCUUCCCGAGUUUUGAUUGGCAUGCUUUUAGUCAUUUGCUUCCAGGAGGCGCGCAAGCUGCCCUCUCUGUCUUUUUCCCAAGACAAGAGAUGCUUCAACUGGGGUACACAACUGUUGGAUAUGUGAAGAUGCAAAUGGUGGUUGCCCAUGGUGGACGAUGUGCAGAACGCCUCGUUUACGGCGAAAAUAUCAGCGAUGGUGGACAAGAUGACCUUGCAAGAAUAUCGGCGAUGGCCCGGGAGUUGACCAUCAGCAAUACAAAUAAUCGACUAGGACUGCUGCCUAUGAAAUGGCAGGACACUCUCGAUGCACCUAAACUUCCCGGUGAAGUUGACCUAGUGCCCAACGAGUGGGACAAACCCGGCUCUCAAAUCGCGAAUAUGACUGUAGAACUUUCGGAGUUAUUUACGCGUGAAGUCACAAAGUAUGCAGACGAGACGGAGGACAUGGCUAUGGAAGCUUUAGCAAAAAACCGGCACAUUUUGGACAAGCUUACGGAAGUUCUUCUCGCGAAGACUAAAUUGAGUGGUUUUGAAGCGGAAGAUAUUGUUAGAUCAAUGAAUCCUGUAUAUUUGCCUGAUUUCAUGAAGGACAACGAGAAUGUCGACAUGCAAUCUUUCGAGGAGAGUGUUGCUCCUCCAAAUAUGGCAGGUCGAUUUCAGGAGCUGAACAUCUAUCAAGCUCCUCAACAUCAAGGUUGAGUGGUCUACAUCGAAUUACAAAUUUGUAUCAAAGAGACCCGCCUGUAUAUUGAGCCAGAUAUGAGCACAUAUCGACAUGUCGUCACUUUGUCAAAAUUAUGAGCGAGGAGUACUCUACGGAUAUAUUCGAAGUAUUACCUCUAGAGAUAACUUCAGCAGUUUUGACUCAUUUUCUUGUUACAUACUGAGUGAUUAAAGCCCAUUUCAUAUAGAUCAGGGGCUGAACUCGAAAGAUAAGGAUAGAUCAGCUUCGGUCAGCACUGUAAGGGAAGCCUUUUUUUGUCACUCAUCAACGGAAGCCGAAUUACGUGAUUUCUCAUAGAAUGAAUGGAUCACACGCAGGUCUGUAAUCUGAGGAAGGUCUCAGCAAAAAUGGCUGGUUCAGUUCUUUGGGAAAAUUGAGGUGCUGACUUUCACAAAUACAAAUCACUUUUACCAGAUGAAAACUUCAGGGCUCAUUGCACCUGCCACGAAACUUGGAAAUUUAUCAUAUUGAAAGCUACUCAGGAGGAUGCAUGUUCCACAUAGACUAAGUGUACCAAUACUCCUCAUGUGCACACGGCAGCAUGAAGAUCAUUCAUACCAACACAUUUAUAGUUGGCAGUUGGCUAAACUGCAAAUCAGACAGAGACAAGGCUAAUGUUCAAUACUCAA
Messenger RNA from Marchantia polymorpha subsp. ruderalis, 4075 nucleotides. NCBI's taxonomy places the organism in Eukaryota, Viridiplantae, Streptophyta, Marchantiopsida, Marchantiales, Marchantiaceae. The record is from the annotation of a GenBank genome assembly.